This is a messenger RNA of Acanthochromis polyacanthus (spiny chromis), 1319 nucleotides long. RefSeq names its product TSR3 ribosome maturation factor (gene tsr3). The record is from RefSeq and is a predicted model, not a curated record. Gene Ontology annotation, molecular function: rRNA small subunit aminocarboxypropyltransferase activity. The transcript has 6 exons. The coding region runs from base 268 to 1161 and encodes 297 amino acids. Gene Ontology annotation, biological process: maturation of SSU-rRNA. Lineage: Eukaryota; Metazoa; Chordata; Actinopteri; Pomacentridae.
AGCAUACGACGUGCUUCCCACGAUACAAACAGACAGACCUACGAAACCGGAUUUAAAAUUAUAUAUAUGUGGUGUACAAGUAACGUAGGUUAAUAUUAGCUGUAGUGUGAUAACGCUUUGAGCGGUUAAACUUUGUGCGCAUGGAUUGUUUUGGAUAUACUGUUUAGAUAAACUUGUGUCAGUUUCUUAGCUAGCUAGCUAAUGUCAGCGUGAAGCACAUAAACAGAUGCUGGUUAGCUUUCGUGCAGGCUAACCACCGUUUGCAACAUGGGACGAAAGAAACAGGGGAAGUUUGUGCGCUCUGACAACAAGGGCAAAGACAAACGGCAUAAAAUGAAAGGGAAAUCUUUAGAGGCCUUUACAGAAGAAAUGCACACUGCUUUUGAAGCAAGUCUUCAUGUAGAGGAGGGAGCAGAGGCCCCACAGGUGAAACUGCCGUGUCCACUUGCUAUGUGGGAGUUGGGUCACUGUGAUCCCAAACGUUGCACUGGCAGAAAAUUGGUACGGAAGGGCUUCGUUCGCAACCUGCGCCUUAAUCAAAGAUUUAAUGGACUCAUACUGAGUCCAAUGGGGACAAAGUAUGUCACGCCAGCAGACAGAGACAUUGUGGCUCAGAAUGGGCUGGCAGUGAUCGAUUGUUCGUGGGCCAAACUGGAGGAGACACCCUUCAGUAAGAUGGUCGGAACUCACCCCAGGUUACUGCCGUACCUUGUAGCUGCGAACCCUGUCAACUAUGGCAAACCCUGCAAGUUAUCCUGUGUUGAGGCAUUUGCUGCCACAUUCUGCAUUGUAGGUUUUGAGGAACUGGCAAUGCUCUUGUUGAAGAAAUUCAAGUGGGGGACAGUGUUUCUGGAGCUCAAUAAAGCUCUUCUUGAACGCUAUGCUGCAUGUCAGUCAGAGGAGGAGCUGCUCUCAGUCGAGAAGGACUUUCUCAUGUCUAAACCAGAGGAGGAUGACUUUGAUCCAUUUGACGUAAACUCUGGAGUAGAAUGUAUGAACCUCAACAGACGUCAUUGUGCACCUGAAGAUGAUGAUUCGAGUGAAGAUGCAGAAACGUCAGAAGAUGAUGAAGAGGAAGCAGAAAAUGAAAAUCCAAACAGCAGCGAUGAAUCAAGAGCAGUCUCGCAUCAUCACGAAGAAGAAGAUGAUGAUGAUGACUAAAUGAAAGACUUCACAAUAAACCAUAUUUUUACUAUGGAUCUUUUUAAUACAACUGACAAAAUGUUUUGACACCUCUGAGUCUUUCAUAUACUCAAAAACGUUGUAUACUAAAAAAAAUAAAAGUGAUACAAUAAAUUCUUAUUUUAUGUGAAAACAGA